CUGUGUACACCGCUUUGUGCCCAAUGGUAAAGAGGUCAAAUUGAGUUUGGGUUUUUGGGUCUAAAAUUGUAGAGAUGAGUGGAAGUUUUAGUUUUUAAACACACACUGCACUUUCACACGGAACGUUUUUCACGUUUUCACGUGAAACAUUUUUUCAUGACGGUGAUGCUGCUGACGCGCUCCCGUGCGCUCCUCUGCUGGAGGCCGCUUUGUGAGGGAGGUGGUUAUGUCGCUAUUGGGACACAAGGUGGCGCUAUGCGCUCGCAGCCGAGCACCCGGGCGCUCUGCCGUGUCGUCUACGGAGGAAGAGCUCGCCUGGAGAAGAAACGAGAGAAGACCUACUUCCGGGCUCCUGUGGUGUAUGCAUUCAUUCAGGUGAAGAAGAGGCUCAGCACAGAAGACGCUAUGCCUUUCUUACACGGCUUCAGGAGGAUAGUUUACGAGUACCAGCCGCUUGUGGAUGCAGUGAUGUGCGUGGUAGAGAGGGAGAAAGGUGAAACGACCCCUCGCAGGCCUGACACGGAUGAUGAUGAUGAUGAUGAUGAUGUCUGCAAAUCUCUCAUGGAACUGCUUGAGAAAGAGUCCCAGUCGUCGGUUUUUACUGAGGGAAUCAGCUACUCUUUGUUUAAAGUGGCCGAACUUGGGAAAAUCAGAGCUGCCCGAGUGCUCUUACGAUAUGGAGCCGACCUAAACUUUGAAGACCCGGUGUCCUACUACAACCCCUUGCACAUUGCAGUGCUCAGGAAUAAACCACAAAUGGUACAAUUGCUAGCUGGACAUGGGGCAAUAAUUGACAAGAGGGACAGGAUUCAUGAGAGCAGCCCUCUGGACCUUGCCAGUGAGGAAGCAGAUAGACUCUCUUGCCUCCGCAUGCUUUUAGAUCUUGGAGCCGAUGUCAAUGCCAAAGACAAGAAUGGCAAGACUGCCUUGCUGCACGCUUUUGCCAGCAGUGACGGAUUAACAGUCAAUAACGCAUGCAAUAUUCAGCUGCUCCUGGAUAGAGGUGCUGAUGUGAAUGCCACAACUCAUGAUGGUGAGACUCCCAUGUCUUCACUCAUCUUCCUAGUUAAAGAGGCCCUGGAUAGCAGCACAGAAGAUGCAGCAGUGAUUGGGUGCUUCUGUAUGCGAGUUGCUGCCCUCCUCCUGGACCACGGUGCUGAUCCGAGCUGUUGUUUGAGCACAUCUGAUGGAGAGGAGUGGGAGCCUUCUUUAACCUACGCCACCUUGGAGCACUUUGACGUCCUUUACCCUAUGGCUGCUCUUCUCCUCCAGCGAGGUGCCUCAUUUUUUUGCUCUUGUCAUGGCACAUCAUGCUGGACUGGUUAUAACCUGAUUUUCACUCGGCUGAAAGAAGCUCUGCAAGAACCUCUAGAUGCUGCUGAGGUGACUGACUUGCUGGCUAAAGCUGAAGUAAUAGUAGAGCUUGCUCAGGUGUGUUCUCCAAAUUUACCCCCCUUGCCUACUCAUUCUGUGCUGUCUGUACAAGAGCAUGAGCCAAUCCCCCAGGCCCUACUGGAGCUUCAGAACCGACUUAGAGAACAAGAAGCUCAGCCGCUCCCCUUGCGUUGCCUCUGUCGCGCCUUUAUCCGCAACUGUCUGCAGCCCUGGCCUCUGGAGGACAAGGUUAAGGCCUUACCUCUACCAGACAGAUUAAAGGACUAUUUGAUGCCAGAGCACAAUUUAACACAUAGACCUGGGUGGGACAGCUUUAAGCCCCUCUCGACCAUUCAAUAGGAACAGGAUAAAGCAGUGAUUUUAAUGUUGUCUCUUCUACUUCUGAUUACUUCCGCAGUAAUUUAUGCUGAUGGAAGCAAGGUCAAAGUAUUUUUUGGGCGGUGAGAGUCAUGAUCGAUACACAGUGAGAUUUUUUUUUUUUUUGUAUUUGAACUAUGUUUAUAUGAUAAUCAUUUCAGCAGAUGAUCACAGUAGUGUGCCUAUAUUGUGACUUCUGAAAUUAAAAAAGAAGUUUGUUCUUCGCAUCUAAACAAGUCAGUGGAGAUUUUGGGGUGCAUAUUUUGUAAAUGCUCAUGAGUUGGUUGGCUCACAUUUUUUUUGUUUAAUAAUAGCGUAAUACUUUUCCCGGUGUGUUUGUUUGGGAUUGAAUACAAACGAAGGAAUGAAUAUUGUGUGAUACAGUGUUCAAAUUUAACUAAAAUUGUGGUAGUUAAUAUUGUGAGGUAAACACCAGGUGAAACCGUGAGGAAGACAGGAUAUGCUACGUGUAUCUAAGAGCAUUUGUGUUAACAUAAUGUGUAACUCAACUCUGGUGGGUAUUUGCAGCUUUGCCAAAAUGUCGUGAAAUUUUGGUGGAAUUAUUUGUGGUAUGUCAAAUCAUCUGUACUUCACAAGACAUGCAUAAGCUGCAAAGCUGUCAGGAAUUUUAUGUACAAGAUUAUUGUAACGCUUCUGCAAGUGUACUACUUUAUGUGAUUGUAGUACUGGGAAUUUUUUUUCUGGGUUGUGAUAGUCAUCUAAAACAAUUAUGUUUAUUUAUUUUUAUUUAUAUUGACAGAAUAUAGAUAAAUAAGCAGUGCCUUUGAAAGAACACACUAUAGUUCCAAAAGUAUUCAGUUGACCUUGAGUGACAUCCCAUUCUUAAUCCAUAGGGUUUAAUAUGAUGUUGGCCCACCCUUUGCAGCUAUAACAGCUUCAGCUCUUCCGGGAGGCUUAGGUUACCA
Molecule: messenger RNA, 2678 nt
Organism: Pygocentrus nattereri (red-bellied piranha)
Lineage: Eukaryota; Metazoa; Chordata; Actinopteri; Characiformes; Serrasalmidae
Gene: asb6
Product: ankyrin repeat and SOCS box containing 6
Exons: 7
Coding region: 157-1734 (525 amino acids)
Biological process (GO): intracellular signal transduction; protein ubiquitination
Cellular component (GO): BRCA1-BARD1 complex
Molecular function (GO): protein binding
Source: RefSeq, a predicted model, not a curated record